This is a messenger RNA of Cladophialophora psammophila CBS 110553, 1659 nucleotides long. RefSeq lists its product as uncharacterized. The record is from RefSeq and is a predicted model, not a curated record. The transcript has 8 exons. The coding region runs from base 1 to 1659 and encodes 552 amino acids. Gene Ontology annotation, molecular function: oxidoreductase activity, acting on CH-OH group of donors; flavin adenine dinucleotide binding. NCBI's taxonomy places the organism in Eukaryota, Fungi, Ascomycota, Eurotiomycetes, Chaetothyriales, Herpotrichiellaceae.
AUGUCCAAUCAGUUUGAUUUUAUUGUGGUCGGAGCGGGAGCUGCAGGUUGUCUCCUGGCCUCUAGGCUCUCUCGUACAUCCACCGCACCAUCUGUUCUUCUCGUUGAGGCUGGAGAUGUCCUCGACGAUCCCGGGCUCCGUGACACUGGGCGAAAGUUUGUCAAUCUCGCUGAUCCGAGCCUGGGAUGGACCGGAUAUUCGCAUGUACAGAAGAACGUCAACGGCAGAAGCGUGGCCUAUCCGAGAGGGAAGGGCCUGGGUGGUUCAACGAUGAUAAACGCGAUGGUGUACUACAUCGGUUCAUCCGAGGAAUACGAUUUCUGGGCAGACGUGACAGGGUUGCCGAAAUGGAGAUGGCCAGAAACCAAAGAGAGAUUCAGGCGGAUUGAGCGAUUCCAUGACGAUACUCCGGCAGAUUUUAGAAAAUACGCUCAUACAUUGCCGGAAAAUCAUGGCAGUACGGGUCCAGUGGAUGUUAGUCUUCCAUCAGUAUGGGAGUCCGGUGUGUGGACCGUCUUUAAGAUUGCUCAAGCUCAUGGAUAUCCAAUCAACCCAGAUCAGAACAGUGGCAAUCCGAUUGGAAUAGGGCUGUCACCCAGCACUGUUUCUCAUGGUCUUCGCACAACCGCGGCCUCGGCAUUUCUGGAGAAUCGGCCACCUAACCUGAUGGUGUGGACUAAUGCUUUUGUCACUCGGAUAUUGUUUGCUGGCAGGACCGCUGUUGGGGUUGGGCUGGCAGACGGUCGCAGCGCUCGCGGGACUAAAGCCACGAUUCUAUGUGCCGGUGCCCUUGACACACCCAAACUACUUCUUCUCUCAGGGGUCGGCCCGAAGGCCGACUUGGUCCCCCUUGGGAUAGAAGUCGUCCACGACCUUGAAGGUGUCGGCAAGAAUCUCCAGGACCACAUCCAGUCCUUUAUUGAAACUCGCUUGUCGAUAAAGUUGCUGGACAGAGAUGUGGUGCGGCACGGCGAGCCAGACAAGGCCGGUCCCUGGUCCUGUCUGCCCUUCUGUUUCCUCAAAGUGGACGAGAUUCUCGAAACAGAGGAAUUCAAACUGCUGGACCCGUCAAUGCAGAACUUUCUCAAGGGAAAAACGGUCCCUCAGUUAUCACUCGGCAUGGCAGCUCCUCUCUUCUCUCGAGGGAGAACCUUCCCAGAAGGCGUCUCUUACUAUCACGUUUACGUCAACUGCCUAAUGAACCCUCAAUCCCGGGGAGAGUUGAGAUUGCGAUCCACAAACCCCGCCGACCCUCCGCAUUUCGACUUCAACGCCCUCUCCCACCCUUACGAUCUGCGGUCCUACAUAAACAACACGCGCAAGGUUAUGGAGUUCAUCGAAGGGGACUCCAACUCGGCGUAUUUCGAAGGCUACAUAAACGGCCCCGCGAGCAAGACGGACCAGGAUAUUGAGACAUGGCUGAGGGCAGUCUCGGGCCCGCAGUACCACGCCACAGGGACAGUGAUGAUGGGAAAGCCCGAGACCAACAAGCUUGCCUGCGUCGGGCCCGACUUUCAGAUCUUCGGGGUCAAAAAUCUCUACGUGGCUGACCUCAGCGUCUGUCCCACCACUCCAUGCUGCAUGACGCAGAGUACGGCAUACAUGAUCGCCGAGACUGCCGCGGAGACAUUUAUCGAGAAGUUUGGGCUGGAACAAUGA